GAAAGAUGGAAGUUUAUCACAGGGUCCAUGUGUAAACAAACAAUGUUUUUAUGCUGCGGUUUGGUUGGAUUCAAUUUGAGACCCGUUUACUCCUCGGCUGCCGUGUUCGAAUCACACUGCUUAUCUUAACAAUAUAAUUUAUGACCAGUGACCACGCACGGCCAUCAUGCCGUAUCUGGGUAGCGAGGACGUCGUGAGGGAUCUGAGGAGAGCCCUGUGCAACCCCCACGUCCAGUCUGACCAGCUGCGGUACAGGAACGCCAUUCUCAAAGUCAUCAGACUGAUGUCACAAGGUGUAGAUGUAUCCAGCCUGUUCAGUGAGAUGGUCAAAGCAUGUGCCACAGUAGACAUUGUCCAGAAGAAACUGGUCUAUGUCUUCUUGUGCUCCUAUGCUUCGAUGAACCCUGAGCUGUCGCUGCUGGUGAUCAACACACUGAGGAAGGACUGCCAGGAUCCAAACCCGAUGGUCCGCGGCCUGGCCCUAAGGAACAUGACCAACCUGAGGUUGCCCAGUUUGGUGGAAUAUGUGGAACAGCCGCUCACGGUAGGACUGAGGGACAGAGCAGCUUGUGUGCGACGGGUUGCCGUUCUCGGCUGGGCCAAACUUCACAACCUUCAACCGAAUGCCGAAAUAGAUGCUGUGGUGGUGAAUGAGCUGUACAGCCUUCUCAGGGACCCAGAUCCCGUCGUGAUGGUGAACUGCCUUCGAGCCCUCGAGGAGAUCCUUAAGGAGGAAGGAGGGGUCGCUAUCAACAAACCGAUCGCUCAUCACCUCCUUAACAGGCUGAAGGAAUGUGACGUAUGGGGUCAGAGCGACGUGCUCAAGAUACUCCAGCGCUACCAACCUCAGUCCGAGGAUGAGGUCUAUGAUAUCCUCUCCCUGCUGGACGCCUCCUUGGUCAGCUCACACUCGCCAGUCAUGGCAUCCACGCUGAGCCUUUUCCUGAGCUUAUGCUCAGCCUUGCCAACAGUCAGCCGGGCUGCCCUGGAACGAGUACUGGUUCCCCUGCUGUCCACCUGCGGGAAUGCUUCCAGAGAGAUCAAGUUCACUGUGCUCUGCCACAUACAGUUACUGCUGCGGUCUGUCCCUGGCCUGUUGGGGGCACACUACAAACGUUUCUUCUGUGGCUACGCUGAGCCUGCCUACAUCAAGCAGAGGAAGAUGCAGGUGCUGGUCGAGCUGGUAAAUGACGAUAACGUUGCGAUGAUACUGGAUGAAUUGAAAGAGUACUGCACUGAUGUCAACACAGACACUGCCCAUGCUGCAAUAUCAGCUAUUGGUCGUAUUGGACGAAGCUACAGCGACAGAUGUCUCCUGAUUCUCACUGGACUUCUGCGACUAAAACAAGAGAGCAUCACGUCUGCUGUGGUGCAGACAAUGCAGGACUUAGUCUGGGUGUGUCCUCAGUGCAGCGAAACUGUGUGUUCUGCUCUAGAGGGGUGUGAGGAGGUAUUGCAGGACAGCCAGGGCAAGCAGGCCUUGCUCUGGUUGCUGGGAACAUACGGCGAUCGAAUUUCCAGUGCCCCCUACACGCUGGAGGUGUUCAUUGACGGAGUCAGGUGUGAAACUUCUCCGGCGGUCAAAAUGGAGCUACUAACUGCCACCUUGAGGUUGUUUUUGUGCCGUCCCGCUGAGACUCAGGACAUGCUCGGAAGACUGCUGCAUUACAGCAUAGACGAAGAGACAGACAUGUGCGUACGAGAUCAGGCACUUCUUUACUACCGCCUUUUGCAAAGUGGGGUUGACGAGACGUGCAAGGUGCUCCAGGGUCGGAGGUCAGACCCCUCCCUCGGUGUUCUUAUCGGCCAUCCCGCUGAGCCUGUGAGUCAGUGGGCUCACAUGUUCAACACGCUGAAGCCUCUCUGGCAGAGCACCUCAGAGACGCAAUCAGCAAAAAGCAGCUUUCAACGCAUUGCAUUUGACCCCAAGCCAGAACUCUCGGACAACCUGAACUCUUGUCAACUUAAAAGUCUUCAUACAGAGAGCAAUGGCGAUCACACACAUUUGCCCGCAGAUGGCCUGUCGACCGCCACCAUCGUCCCUCUCAGCUUGCUUCCGGCUUUAACUCCAGGAGAGUUUGAAAGUCUGUGGCUCCGAGGUGCUGAUCACGCUUCGGAAGAGGAGAACGUUUUCUCUACGACAGAACAUGUCCAGCGUCGCAGUGUCACUCAGUCUUCGCCGCAAAGCUUUCAGGCUGCAAUGCAGCUGGUCAACAUCCAGACGUUGGCCUUCACGCCUCCUCACGUAUUCCCCUGGAGGGUCUACUUGUACACGCACACCGAAGCACCUCCCUCCAGCACACUCGUACUGGGAGAGUUACUUUAUACUGGAAAGGAAAAUGAGGAGGGAGCUGCACAGGAAGCCGCCAUUGACGGCGAGAAUGCAAAUAAAACAGUAGUGGGAGGAGAAACUGAGAAACAGGUAAAUCGUGAAGGUGGAUUCGGAAAGAGGAGCAGCGGUGACCUGGCAACGAACAAUAAACAAAUCGCAGAAGUAAAAGUGACUCUAAAGCAGCGACCAAGAGACGACAAAGCUCUGAGUGGUUUUCUGGCCAUCCUCACCACUGUGCUGCAUGCACUGUCCCCAGAGGGAGAAUGAAUGUGCGGCACAGCGGAUGAGAGGUUGCGUGUAAACAUGUUUCUGCUCUCAAUGUGGAUUUUGCAUGUUCUCCGGUUACCUGCCGUGGCUUUAUCCCCAAAAAUUUGCUGUAUGAAAUCUUCAUUGAAGACUACUCGUAGCCUUGGGUGGUUGAACUUCAUAGACGCUCGAGUUUUUAGCCGGUCUUUUUUGAAAAAUACCCUUAAAAAGCUUCGGAAAACUUUCUUCAAUGGCGGCAGGCGUUGGAAAGCAAUUUUGAUCGAGUCGGGGAUCUUCGCUUGAAAGGUUUCCCAACCUGAAAUAUAUUUUUUUUCUGUCUGGAUUUGACAGGGCCACUGUAAGAACAUGAAUGUGAUCAAAAUAAUUCCAGUUUUGACUUUGUUUUGGCGUCUUUGUCUUGCUGGAGGAUGAAUCCCCUUCCCCAUCUCAACUCUUAUGCAGCCUCAAAGAGGUUUUCUUGGAGGACUACCGUGAAUUGAGCUCCAGCCAUCUUCCCAUCAAACUGACAAGUUCCCCGUCCCUGCUGAACAAAAAUAUCCCCACAGCAUUUUCACAGUUGGGAUGAGGAGUGUUACUUUUCCAACACACAUAGCACAAAAUUGAACUUUGGUCUUAUCGGGCCAAAGCACCUUCUUCCAUGUUUGACGUGUCCCCUUCAUGGCAAAAUCCAAAUGAGACUUCAAUUGCUGCUUUUUUUUUUACGCGGAGUCUGACUACUCGGAGGCCUACACGCGACGCAGUGCGUAAACAAAGACCCCCAGGAGCUCCGGGCCAGCAGCCGCGGAUUGUUCUUUCGACAGGAAUAAAGCAGAGUCUGACGAGCGAGCUCCAACAGCCCGCUGUCGGUGGCACCGAAAGCCUUUGGCCUAGCGUCGGCAUCCGGGGCUAACGGCUAAACGGCUUUGUUUACGCACUUAUGUCGUGCGUAGGCCUCCGAGUAGUCUGACUCCACGUCAUUCCGCCCCAAGCACCAUCCGAAUAUUCAAUAUUCACUACAGCCACAGGUUCAAAUCUGUAUGCAAGUAUUCCUCCAUCUGCCCGAUCAACUGAUACUGCUAUGUCUUCAUCAGAUGAGGAUAAAUACGAGAAAUCGGCGCUGGCCAUAAAUGGUGUCCCAUGUAAUCCAGCGUUUUUUAUGGCACGGUACACGUCACACCCACGCAUGUAGGUCUUGCGAAAAUGGCAGCGCCCCUGAAAAUUCGUAAUUGUCGAUAAAAAUCUUCUCUCAAGACUAUUAAAUGAGAGGGGAUUUAACGUCACAUUGUCAAAAUAGACUACAUAUUACAUGACCUAUUGAAUACAUUGUUAAUGCAAAGCACUGGAUUUCCCCUUUAACAUUUCAUAGAUAAACAUUCUGUUUACUACGGCAUAGUUUUAACUUGUAGACAUACGUACGCAUAUGUUAUCGAGCGGUCUGCACGUUUGCCAGUAUGACGAAAGUCUUGGAGCGAAAAGAUGAAGAUCGUGCCAGGGAAAUUGAUAAAAACCACGGGGUAAAAAACUGUUUGAGAUGGGCAUGGUUUGAAAAAAAUGUAGCCGUGCAGGUAGGAACGAAAUCCCCGCAAAACGCUGUGCAAACUGUGUUCCGAUAUGAUCAAUUAUGGAAGCCUAGGAGCAAGAAAUAUCCAGCAGCAUAUCCAAACCAAGAACCACAAAGGUGAGUUGGAUGUAAAUUUCUUAAAAGUAUUAUAUGAUUGACACCUGUUAAUUACGAUUAGGCCUAUCUGUAGCACUGGCCUUGUCGAUCACACAUUUUAUUGCUCACUUUU
This is a messenger RNA of Syngnathoides biaculeatus (alligator pipefish), 4368 nucleotides long. RefSeq names its product adaptor related protein complex 4 subunit beta 1 (gene ap4b1). NCBI's taxonomy places the organism in Eukaryota, Metazoa, Chordata, Actinopteri, Syngnathiformes, Syngnathidae. The coding region runs from base 167 to 2599 and encodes 810 amino acids. Gene Ontology annotation, biological process: intracellular protein transport; vesicle-mediated transport. Gene Ontology annotation, cellular component: membrane coat; clathrin adaptor complex. Gene Ontology annotation, molecular function: clathrin binding. The transcript has 13 exons. The record is from RefSeq and is a predicted model, not a curated record.